Messenger RNA from Sipha flava (yellow sugarcane aphid), 1456 nucleotides. RefSeq lists its product as uncharacterized. The transcript has 4 exons. The record is from RefSeq and is a predicted model, not a curated record. Lineage: Eukaryota; Metazoa; Arthropoda; Insecta; Hemiptera; Aphididae. The coding region runs from base 222 to 1436 and encodes 404 amino acids.
GUCAUUCAUUCCUUAAUACGCAUGGAAUAUACAGCCUAGCUCUAGUGUACGAGUAUCACUUAUUUUUAUUCCAAUUAAAAAUGUCUACCAAAAAAACAAUUAAGUGGAUAUGAAAAACGAAAAAAAAAAUACAACAGGGAGAACAUAUUUCAAAGUUCCCUAAAAUAAGUGGUUUUUUUACAAAAACAAGUGGAUUGCCAACCAACGUUUUACCUGAACAUAUGGACAAAUUUGUUCACUCUGACAAAAAUUCGACCACAGAAUUAAUAUCAAAUGACACACACACAGAAAACAAGACAGGAGUGUUGCUCAGUUUUAAUACUGAAACUUGUAAGUCAACUGAUGAAGAUGAAAUUAUUGAAAGUACUACUCUCCCGGUUUUUACUGAACAUUUGAACAAUUGUUUCGCCUCUGAUGGAAAAUCGACUAAAGAAUCUGAUACCACCGAAUUUACUGAAAACGACGAUGACUGUGAACUCGAUUUAUCAGCAAGAUUUCCAACUGACCGAGGAAUGUUUAAAAAUUGUAUAAGCGAUAAAUUAAAACGUGAAAUUCUGAAGUAUGGGCCUUGUAAGCCAGAAAUAGAUUUUCCUCUUAAUGACUCGAAAAGAAAAUUUUCAAAAAUAUAUUACUACGUGAAGUUAAAAAAUGGUACACUUAUUCCUAGACCGUGGCUUUGUUAUUCUGUAAUUUGGGAUAUGGUUUACUGUGAAACUUGCUGGAUUUUUUCUGAUAAAAAUAAUUGUAAUCUUAAAAAAGAACGGGUAGAAGGAAUAAAUGACUGGCAACAUCUCUCUCAGAAAAUAAAUAUUCAUGAAUUUUCACUGUCACAUUUGAAUGCUAUGAAAGUUAGAUCAACGUGGACAAAAAAUUUAACUAUCGACAAAGAAUUUGAAACACAAAUAUCAAAAGAAGCGAAAUUUUGGAGAGAUAUUUUGACGCGCAUAGUUAAAAUAAUAUUGACUUUAACUUCAGGAAAUACUGCUCUAAGAGGCAAUGAAGGAAAACAAUAUUCUGAAGGAAAUUUUCUUAGAACUGUAAAAUUAGUAGCUGAAUUUGAUCCUAUUUUAAAAUCAGUAUUUGACAAUGAAAAAAAAUUUAAAAUUAAAUAUUUGAGCCCUACUAUUCAAAACGAAUUGAUAGAAAUUCUAGCUUCAAAUGUAAGACAAAUUAUUUGCAACGAAAUAUCAACUUGCAGUUCUGGAUUUUCAAUAAUUAUGGAUUCUACACAGGACAUUACCAAAGUAGAUCAAGUUAGCAUCAUAAUUAGAUAUGUUAUAAUUGAUCAUGAAAAGCAUGUUUUGCAGAUUAAAGAAUCAUUCAUAGGAUUUUACAAAAUAGACCAACAUAGAGCACAAAAUUACGAAAACCUAAUUUAUAAAGUUCUUUCCGAUACCAAUUUAGAUAUAAAAAAAAUGCAAAGGGCAAGGGUAUGAUGGGGCCAGUGUCAUGAAGG